AUGUCAAGAGUGAAACAAUCUGCUUAUGUGUAACCAUCUCCAAGUUCAGGAAGAAUUCAAAAGAUUUCUGAGAAAUUGUCAACCAUCCAAAUUGGAGUCGAGAAUGAACGAUUCCAAAAAUUGGAAUAGGCCGAAUAACGAAUUCAAUAGGCAGAAGAUGCAUUCAAUGAGUUCCAAGAGUAAAUCUUCACAAAACUAAAUGGAUUACGAGAUCAAUUAGGCAAAUUAUCCAAAUAAGUGGAAGAUGACAGAUUGGCUAAGGAACAAGCCAAUGAAGCCAAGAACAGGGAGGUCCAAGCUUUGACCAAGAAGUUCGAGAAUGCCAUUGAGAAUGAACAGCAAACCAAGAAGGAGGGAGAAGCUAAAGUUCUUAGAUUGACAGAGGAUAAAACUGCACUCCUAAGAACAGAAGUACAAAAGGAGACAGCCUAAAGAGUGGAUGCCAUUGAGGGCAUUCAUUAGGGUCUUUAGAAUGAUUUGCCAAAGAUUUAAGAGGCCAUCAGAGAGGAGGCCAAUGAGAGAGAUGAGGCAGAUUAAAAUGUAAUGAAAUCAAUAACAGACGAAUUGGUUAAGUUGAGCAAUCUGAUCAAUGUGGAGAAGAGAAACAGAGAUGAGAGUGAAUAAUCCAUAUUUGAGAUGUUGAAAGACAUAGUCAAUAGAGUGAAAGUUGAGUUGGAUUAGGAGAAGAGAACCAGAGAGUAAUCUGAAGAACACUUACUCAGUUUAUGCUGGAAGACACAUGUAAUAAACUUAGUAUUGCAGCAAAUUUAUGACAUAUAUAUCUAUAUUAUGAAUUAUUCAUUAGUCAAGGUAUCCAUCUUCAUUACACUAGGAAUUUAACACACAGUAUUGAAUUAUACCACCUGA
Paramecium tetraurelia is the source of this 867-nucleotide messenger RNA. RefSeq lists its product as uncharacterized. The transcript is spliced from 4 exons. The record is from RefSeq and is a predicted model, not a curated record. NCBI's taxonomy places the organism in Eukaryota, Ciliophora, Oligohymenophorea, Peniculida, Parameciidae.